CUACAGAGCGCCGGGCGCGCUCCUUUGGCGGCGGAUUCAAAGGUUCAGGCCAUGAUCUCGGGUAUAAAGAAGUGAUUUAGCGACCGAGUUGUUUUUGCUCUCCCGGCUAACGUAAGCUUCUGUGCGGUGCAGGGAGGACUUCGGAAGCUGAGGCCGCUGGUGCCUGAAGGAGAAGAUGGCGUUCUCGACUACAGUCUCUCAGAAGCAGCGAAUAAGGCGCAAGGCUCCCCGCGGCUUUCUAAAGCGCGUCUUCAAACGACAGAAGCCUCACCUUCGUCUAGAGACAAGUGGCGACCUAUUGGUGCAUCUAAACUGUUUAUUGUUUCUUCAUCGAUUGGCAGAAGAGUCCAGGACAAAUGCUUGUGAGAAUAAGUCUGGAAUCAUUAAAAAGGAUCAUGUACUGGCUGCAGCAAAGGUAAUUCUAAAGAAGAGCAGAGGUUAGAAGUCAAAGAACACAUUUUUGAAAAUUAUAUGAUGUGAGGCAUCAUGGUGGGGCAUCUAUUACUGUCAAAAUUAUUUAGGUGGUAACAGAUUGUGAAAGCACUUUUUAUAUCAGUUAAUAUUGUGUAUUAUUAAAAUAUUGGCUGGUUGAA
Molecule: messenger RNA, 593 nt
Organism: Pteropus alecto (black flying fox)
Lineage: Eukaryota; Metazoa; Chordata; Mammalia; Chiroptera; Pteropodidae
Gene: CENPW
Product: centromere protein W
Exons: 3
Coding region: 176-442 (88 amino acids)
Biological process (GO): mitotic cell cycle; kinetochore assembly; chromosome segregation
Cellular component (GO): nucleoplasm; kinetochore
Molecular function (GO): protein heterodimerization activity; DNA binding
Source: RefSeq, a predicted model, not a curated record